Labrus bergylta (ballan wrasse) is the source of this 552-nucleotide messenger RNA. RefSeq names its product NADH:ubiquinone oxidoreductase subunit A12 (gene ndufa12). The record is from RefSeq and is a predicted model, not a curated record. NCBI's taxonomy places the organism in Eukaryota, Metazoa, Chordata, Actinopteri, Labriformes, Labridae. Gene Ontology annotation, biological process: response to oxidative stress; mitochondrial respiratory chain complex I assembly. Gene Ontology annotation, cellular component: membrane.
UUUUGUGUUACGGAACGUUCCAUCCUCGUCCGUCUAAAGAUGGCGCAGUAUAUGAACGUAGUCCGAAGGGCUUUGGGACAAAUAGGAGGUCAUGGAGGAGUUAAAGGUUUUCUCGUCCAGUUAUUCAGGGUGAAUGAUGUGAAGACGGGAGCCCUGAUUGGAGUGGAUAAAUAUGGAAACAAAUACUUUGAGGACAAGAAGAACUACUUCUUCGGACGUCACCGCUGGGUGAUCUACACAACAGAGAUGAACGAAAACACCAUGUGGGAGGUGGACGGCAGCAUGGUGCCAGCUGAAUGGCACCGCUGGCUGCACUGCAUGACAGAAGACCCCCCCACCACGCACCCACCAGAGCCUAAGAAGUUCCUGGCUGAGGUCCAUCAGUUCAACGUCAGCGGUACCUCCCAGCAAUAUGUGCCCUACUCCACUACCACCAAGAAGAUCCACGAGUGGAUCCCACCAAAAGCAGGAGCUCAGUGAACUCUCUGACCACCUGUUUGUAAAUUAUGUUACCCUGCCAUGUCCUCAAUAAAAAAAACUCUAUACAGACGA